AUGGAGGUUGCUGCAGAUAUAGCCCAAGCCAUCGUAUUUUACUCUCAGGUUCUUCGGUCUUUAGUUAGAUGUUGGUCCGACAUUAAGUUCUACCCCAUCACAGCACAAGGAGAGAGCUUCAAGAUUAACUUUGAUCUCAGGAAUAUGAAGAAACAUGUUCUUGAGAUCAACUUCUUCUCAACAUAUUUUAUAGUUGGGGUCAAUAUUGAUUCCUUUUGUGGCGCCAGAUUGCACAUAAUAGGAUUGAGGUUCCCUACCCAUCUCCAGAUAAUAUAUCUGGUGUUCUCUUUGACUUUAUGUCUCGAGCUCCUCUUUCUCAUUCCUUUUGCUUCUUCUUGCUCAGAGCUUUUUUCAGCAAUAUCCAGCUUACUACAAAGGCCACUGAGAGUCUGUCGGUUUUUGAUGUGGAUGUUUGUUAGGGCUGCAGAUUUUUCAGGUUGGCAGAUAAGCAAGUAUUGA
Molecule: messenger RNA, 459 nt
Organism: Striga asiatica
Lineage: Eukaryota; Viridiplantae; Streptophyta; Magnoliopsida; Lamiales; Orobanchaceae
Source: the annotation of a GenBank genome assembly